Linum tenue is the source of this 2009-nucleotide messenger RNA. The record is from the annotation of a GenBank genome assembly. Lineage: Eukaryota; Viridiplantae; Streptophyta; Magnoliopsida; Malpighiales; Linaceae.
AUGGAGUUCACCGCAACUCUGUGCAGUACUGUAUUCGUAGCAGCGGUAGGGUAUUUUAUACUGAAGACGGUGUACGACACCUUGACAUGCUACUACCUCACCCCGAGACGCAUCAGGAGCGUCAUGGAGAGGCAAGGGGUUCGCGGGCCCGAACCCCGGCCUCUCCUCGGCAACCUCCCUGACCUGUCCUCCUUGAUCUCUCGCUCCACCGCCGGCGACUGCGAUUCCGUUCACCACGACAUCGUCCCCCGCCUCCUCCCGCAUUUCGUCCUCUGGUCACGUCAAUACGGGAAGAGAUUCAUAUACUGGAACGGGAUUGAGCCACGGAUGUGCAUCACGGAGACGGAAUUGAUCAAGGAAUUGAUGACCAAGUACAGCACGAAGGCGGGGAAAUCGUGGAUGCAGCAGCAGGGCUCCAAGCAUUUCAUCGGCCAAGGGUUGUUAAUGGCGAAUGGCCAGGAUUGGCACCAUCAGCGACACCUUGUCGCCCCUGCAUUCAUGGGAGAUCGGCUCAAGAGCUAUGCAGGACACAUGGUGGAAUGCACUGAGAAGCUGCUGCAGACGAUGGAGACUGAAAUGGCGGAGCCGGGUAAUUGUAACGAGCUGGAGAUCGGAGAAUACAUGACGAGGCUCACCGCCGACAUAAUCUCGAGGACGGAGUUCGAUUCGAGUUACGAGAAAGGGAAGCAGAUUUUCCAUCUCCUCACCGUUCUCCAGCGACUCUGUGCUCAGGCAUCAAAGCACCUCUGCUUCCCCGGUAGCCGGUUUUUGCCGAGCAAGUACAACAGGGAGAUAAAAUCGCUCAAGGCGGAAGUGGAGAGGCUGCUGAUGGAGAUCAUACAGAGCCGGAAAGACGGGGUCGAGAUCGGCCGGGGCUGUUCCUACGGGAACGAUCUGCUGGGUAUGCUACUGAACCAGCUCCAGAACAACGACGACGGCAAGUCGGGUAAAAAUGUUGGUGGUAGUAACAAGAGUGGACUGGAUUUGCAGUUGAUAAUGGACGAGUGCAAGACUUUCUUCUUUGCCGGGCACGAAACGACGUCGCUUCUGCUGACGUGGACGGUCAUGCUCCUGGCUUCCAACCCAGAUUGGCAGGAGAAGGUUCGGGCCGAGGUCAACCAGGUUUGCGGUUCCCAACCACCAACCCUUCACCACCUCCCUAAGUUAACCGUGCUUCACAUGGUGAUCAACGAGUCGCUCCGGCUGUACCCGCCGGCGACGGUGCUGCCGCGGAUGGCGUUCGAGGACAUCAAGCUCGGCGACCUCCACGUCCCGAAGGGGCUGUCGAUAUGGAUCCCGGUGCUGGCGAUCCACCACAGCCACGAGCUGUGGGGCAAAGACGCCAACGAGUUCAACCCGGAGAGAUUCUCCCCCGCCGCGAAGAAGACGACGCCGGGCGGCGGCGGGAGGCACUUCUUCCCCUUCGCGGCGGGGCCGCGCAACUGCAUCGGGCAGUCGUUCGCGAUGAUGGAGGCGAAGAUCAUACUGGCCAUGUUAAUAGCAAAGUUCAGCUUCACGCUGUCGCCGAAUUACCGGCAUGCCCCUGUCAUUGUUCUGACGAUCAAGCCCAAAUACGGUGUUCAAGUUUGCUUGAAGCCGUUGAAAUGAUUAAAUAAUUAUUUUGAUUGUAUUGAGGCUUUUUGCAGGAGGAGGUUUGAGAGAGAGGCUGGAAAUUUGGGAGGCAUUUCUUUAAUUUUUCGUUGUUUUUGAGGGAUGGGGAAAAGUUUUGUUGAGUUUUGUUGCGUGAACAAAAAAAAAAAAAAAAUUGAAAUUUACUUCAAUUUGGGGUUACAUUAGUUAUUAGCAGGGUUGGGAAAAUGUGUGGAAAGGUGGAAGGGCAGUUGUGCUAUCUAUGGACUUCAACUUUUACGGCUUUGGAUAUAAUGUUACCAGAAUUAUGGGAACGAAUUAUAUUUGGGGAAAAUGUGAAAGAAAGAGAGAGGGGGAAAAAUAACGAAGUGAUAAAAUUAUAAUAAAUAGUAAUGAGAUUCAGUAAUAUUGUUUGGGAC